Molecule: messenger RNA, 1293 nt
Organism: Necator americanus (New World hookworm)
Lineage: Eukaryota; Metazoa; Nematoda; Chromadorea; Rhabditida; Ancylostomatidae
Exons: 13
Coding region: 1-1293 (430 amino acids)
Molecular function (GO): protein binding
Source: RefSeq, a predicted model, not a curated record
AUGGAAGGAGAGACGAGUGGAAUUACCCCUGUCUCCAUGAUCUACGACCCCGUACCUGGAUAUUCCACCGGAAAUCCGCACCACCUCAGAAUAACCAUCUGCCAUUCUGGGUAUAGCGACACUACAGAUGCUAGUCAUUGCUUUGUGGAUACCAACAGUGAGGAAGGAUUGGUGACAUACCGUGUUGAUCAGGCUAAGAUAAAGGCUGUUAUCUGGACUGUGAGUUUUGAGUUAAGUUAUGGAGACAAUAAGGACAUCUAUUACCAGAGACGCGGAGUCGUGUCUGUGAGAAAGUACAGCGAAAUAAGAGUCACCGGCAUUGACAAAGAAGAAUUAAACGAUAGGAUCCGAUUGAUUUGGAGUUCUUUGGGAAUGGAAGAUAACGAAAAGCCUCUUUAUGCCGUCAGCAUUUGGACCCUUGAAAAUGGCCAUCAGUUAACGCAACAAGAACAUACCUAUACGAACAGCUAUGAGCUGGAAAUUAAAAAGAGACCAUGGAAGUUCCAAGUAGACGUUCUGCCCGUGUUGAGCGAUUACACUGGAACCAGCCUCAAUUUAACGAUCGAUCUGCCAGAAAAAGUACCGAACAUUGCUCCAACGGAUAUUGAAGUUUUUCCCGAACAUCAUGAUAAAGUGCGUAUUGAUUUCGUGCCGAUUCCUAAUAUCCACCUUUUUGGGAGAGAUCUUGGUUGUAAGGUUGAAAUUUGUGAAAAACAAGAGACGUCACCCACAUGCUUAGUUAAAAUUGCUCCGCCGCGAGCGAGAUCAGCAGAAUUCAACGAUUUGAAAGCAAGUAAAAUCUACUACGUAGGGGUAGCGUGUACCACUGGUGCUGGAAUAGAAGUAGCAUGGAUUGCAUUCAAAAAUGUAGCGGAAAGAACUACAACAACUACAACGAAGAAACUAAAAACAUCGACAGCUCCUUCUAUGGUCAACGAGGAAUCAACUGGAGUCAAGGUGUUCAAGAUUUCACCAGGAUACAAAUUUGAUCUAAGCUGUUACAUUUAUGCCGUGAAUGUUACGCUUCAAAAUGGCAAACACAUCUAUGAGAGGACGGAAGAGAAGUGUUAUAAUUUGCAUUCGCCUAGUUUUUUGAUGAUUUACUUCAUCGUCUUGUUUGCCGUGAUAAUUGUUGUUGCCUGUGUGCUUGCUUCUAAGAAAAAAAGAAGAAGGGUGAGCGGGACUACUGGUGGGAAGAAAGGGAGCGCUGAAACUAAGACAGAUGUCCUAAGUGGAGAUAUGAAAACGGGCACGCUUCGGACAGAGAAGAAGAACCUCGACGCAAGACGAUAG